This is a messenger RNA of Balaenoptera ricei (Rice's whale), 1292 nucleotides long. It is a transcript of the gene SPRING1, whose product is annotated as SREBF pathway regulator in golgi 1. Gene Ontology annotation, biological process: positive regulation of SREBP signaling pathway. The transcript is spliced from 7 exons. The coding region runs from base 124 to 801 and encodes 225 amino acids. NCBI's taxonomy places the organism in Eukaryota, Metazoa, Chordata, Mammalia, Artiodactyla, Balaenopteridae. The record is from RefSeq and is a predicted model, not a curated record.
GUGGUUGACGGGAGCUGGCUGGGCUGAGGGCCGCGGGGCCGGCGCCCGCCGCGAGCCAUGGGGCUGCCGGCCGCGUAGGGGCCAUGCCGCCCGGGCCCCGGGCCUGCCCCGCUUCGCGCCGGGAUGGUGAACCUGGCGGCCAUGGUGUGGCGGCGGCUCCUGCGGAAGAGGUGGGUGCUCGCCCUGGUCUUCGGGCUCUCGCUCGUCUACUUCCUCACCAGCACCUUCAAGCAGGAGGAGAGGGCAGUGAGAGAUCGGAAUCUCCUCCAGGUUCAAGACCACGAUCAGCCCAUCCCAUGGAAAGUGCAGUUUAACUUGGGCAACAGCAGUCGGCCCAGCAACCAGUGCCGGAACUCCAUUCAAGGGAAGCACCUCAUCACGGAUGAACUUGGUUACGUUUGUGAGAGGAAAGAUUUGCUGGUAAAUGGCUGCUGUAACGUCAACGUCCCUGGCACAAAGCAGUACUGCUGUGAUGGCUGCUUGUCCAAUGGCUGCUGCAGCGCCUAUGAGUACUGUGUCUCCUGCUGCCUGCAGCCCAACAAGCAACUUCUCCUGGAGCGCUUCCUCAACCGGGCAGCUGUGGCAUUCCAGAACCUCUUCAUGGCAGUCGAAGAUCACUUUGAAUUGUGUUUGGCUAAAUGCAGGACCUCAUCCCAGAGCCACUUGAUCCAGCAGCUGAGAUUAAGUCAAGCUGGUCCAACAGGAAUUUAUGCAAAUGUCCAGGCGAUGCCAAAACAAACAGACAGUUAUUGCCCUUGCUGCUCCCCGCCAUCAGCCAAAGGUGCGACUCUUGUUUUCUGACUGGUCUGAGCCAGUUGGACCAACUCUCCCCUGCUUUGUACCAGGCGCUCUGCUAGGUGUUGUGGAUGCAAACAGGACCAAGAUGAGGUCUCUGCUGUCUUAGAAUCUCCUGGUGUUUCUCUCUCUCUCUUCUUUUUUUUUCUUCCUCUGACAUCCUUCCUCUCACUUCUCCCAAACCCUUACCGCCAUUGUCCAUCGCCUUCGCGCAAGCCCAAUCUCAGGCUUCAGCCUCCCAAACAAGAGAGGCAGGGUGCUAAUCUCAUGGCCCCCUCCACUGAUGGGGCCAGGCCCAGCCGUGUUGCCCGACGGUGCUGGAGCCGCCGGCCCGGAACAGCUGAUGCAUAUGGACAGACGGGAUCCAAAAGGCCCUUGCCCCUGCUGGCCUCCGCCCAGAACUGCUGAUCAGCCAGAUAUGUCUGACUGCACAGGAGCAGUUCUGAGAGGCCUCAGCCCUGCGGGCAGUCAGGAAAGGCUGAUGCGGGUGGACACAU